AUGGCCGAACAGCAAGCCCAGCAAGCCCAGGGAGCCCUGGAGGCCCAGCAGCCCACCAACCCGCCUGCGCCCGCCCCCCAGCAGCCACGCCAGCAGCCCGCCAACGCGUGGACGCCCGAACGUAGGCUACGGCUGCUGGUAGAACAAAUAGCCAAGGAAGGCAGUGGGGUCGUUGCACAGCUGCGUGAGAUGAAGCCCAAGAGGGAUAUAGUGCUGCGCGAGGAGAAAUUCGAGCCCCAGCUAAAAAGGGCAACAAAUGUAGAAUCAGCACUUGCCCACAGCCGUGGCACCAAAGCCACUCCGCCAUGCGGCUCGUGCGAGAAGGGCCACGGUCCGUUUGUUGGCUUGCGGCCUGAGAAUCAGCAGUCCCCCGCCCCCGCCAAUACAGGGGAGAAUGAGAAGGAGAAGGGGAAGGGGAAGAAGCGGGCUGCCAGUGUGGAGCCGGGCCAGGCGGCUCGGCCGUACGGUCCGGCCAAAAAGAAACAGGUGACGUUUGUGGCUCUGGAGGAUGGAGAGGAGGAUGAUGAAGUGAGUGGCAGUGGGGCCACGGAGUUGGAGUUGUUGCGGCUGCGGGCGGAGGUGCACCGGCUCUGUAAGGUGGAGGAAGAGGUGAAACAUUUGCGUAGAGAGCGGGAUGAGGCCGUGGGCCUGUUGCAGAUGGCCCAGCUCAGCCAACAGAGCGCCUCCGCGGGCAUUACGGCCCUGAUUAAAAAAUUCGAAAAAUAG
Messenger RNA from Blastomyces dermatitidis ER-3, 726 nucleotides. RefSeq lists its product as uncharacterized. Bases 1 to 726 code for a protein of 241 amino acids. The transcript is spliced from 4 exons. NCBI's taxonomy places the organism in Eukaryota, Fungi, Ascomycota, Eurotiomycetes, Onygenales, Ajellomycetaceae. The record is from RefSeq and is a predicted model, not a curated record.